CCUCACAAUCGCUUCCAACUUGUCGUAAUCUCCUCAAUUCUUCUUCUCACUCUUUCACCUAAACCCUCAACUGCCAACACAACAACUGGGUCAAUUCCAGAGACAAAUCUUGAAUUUUCUACGAUUUGCUCUGGUCUUGGCCGUCCGCUCCUUUGAAAUUAAUUCUUUUUCCCAUUUCACUAUCCUGCAUCCGUCUUAUUUUGGUCUUGCAGGUAAUUUGUCGGAAGGAAACAGAACGACAGUAAUCCGCGAGCAACAUUGAACACUUGAUUCCACACCCUCCACUAUUAGCGAAAACCUUCCAAACCCAGAUCAGCGACGAGCCACGACUUUGUCAUACUAGGUACAGGGCAGCAAACCAGCCCGAUAAACCAGCGACUUGGAAAACGGGGAGGUUUCGACCAGAACUGGCGAUAUUGGCUUAUCAGGUGUCUCUUAGGAUACCGGUUUCUUUACAUUGUCAAUUUGUCAUGUUCAUCUAGCCUCUCCAACCUCGACUUCUUCUAUCCGCCAUUACACCAUCUAAAUACUCUAUGAUAUUAUUCCGUUCCUAGCUCUUUUAUUAUUGCCGCGCGGGAGCGGCCUGAAGGAAGAUGGCAACCGCCUUCGCUACUGGUCGCUCGGCCGCGACAACCACGUUGGGUGAAGGAGUGAACGAUAUCUCGGCACGCCGGCUUAGUGUACCAGCGCUUCGAAGCGGCAGCAUGACUCAAUCAGGCUGCUCCAGUAUUCAAUCCACUCCGCGCAUCAGUUUACCACCGCCGAAUCCGCCGUUCGUGUUUCCCGCUCGCCCUUCUACAUCUUCGUCUUCCUCGCCGUAUUCGAAGGGGCGACGACCUCUUUCAGCUGUAGAAUUUCCAGGCCGCACGCUACAACUUACCGAUGACUUGUCACUUGCCCCACCAGAAUUCAGCUUCAACCCGGGCGCCAGCCUGAGCCCAGACGCCGCAACCCGAUCUCGACGACCUUCGGCCCUACCAGAUUUCUCGUUCAACCCUGGCGCGAAUCCUGGCGCAACGCUUGGGCCUGACGAAUCUUUACUUAGCCCACCGCUUUCUCCACCAUCUCCGAUGAUGACUCCAAGUCGCACUGGGCACCGUCGAGGCGGGAGUGAGUUUGUAGGCGGUAAACUGAAGGCAGGAGGGUCAAUCACCGUGAUGAGCACCAGUCCUACGAGGUCCGAAAGUGGUUUUGAUUCACCUAAGCCCUCACCUAAGUUAUCGCCGGCAGACGCACAUCCAAGAAGGGGGCAUGCGCAUCGUCGCUCUGGUGCGAUAUCCAGCCACGAUCUGACCUUGAUACUCAAACCAAAUACCUCGCCUGCGCUAAGAGGCAAUAGCGCACCCCCCACACCAGCUGAUUUUGAUGACAAACAUCGCAGCCUUCCCGAACCCAGUAUUGAAGCUUCUAAAAACGAGCCGGACCCCAAGGAAGCAAAAGAAGAGGAGGAGGAGGUUCAAGAGACACAUAGCCAAUCCACCCCAACACCCAGCCCAUCUCCGAAAACAGCCGCGCGGGGACGUGUCGGGUUUUCCGAUACACUCGAAUUCAUUCCUCGGCCGCUUUCCUUGGUUUCUACUGAUACGUCAAGUACAAUGACGGUUCGCCCUAACCACAGAGUCUCAGGGAGUAUGUCAUCUAUUGUCUCGACAAACCUAGCAAUCGGAGAUCGCGAGCAAGCUAUUCGAAUGGGCUCACCUAGUUCGCGCACGAUGAAUGAUUCGCGCCCUAGUACCGCAGGUGCGGUACUGGAAAGGACCCCAAGCCUCCACGUGCUCAAUGGAGACCCCUUAUCACCACGACGACGCAAUUCGAUUCCCUUACUGGCCAAUCUUCCCCAAGGCAUUUCGGGGUCUUCCGCAAACUCGAGUCCCACAAAGACCCCUAGAAGGUGGUCAUUUUUCGGUCUCGAACCUUUUGCAGGUACUAAUUCGCCUACCAAAGCCCGACUGCUUGGCUCAAGUUUAUCAGAAUUUACGGAAAGGGACUCAAGUCUAGCAAAGCUAACUGGUAAGACUGGACGCAAGCAUGUUUCUGAUGACACUAUAUCCCGUACAGACAGCAAAAAGGCGUCGGGAAGAAAAAAGAAGCAAAAGAAAGUUAAAUCAUGGGCUGGUUCUAUUUUGACCAGAAAAUCCAAAUCACGAUCUCACAAAUCGAAGUCGAUACGUCGCCGUUCACAAACUCCACCACUACACAUGACACAUGGGAUUGAGGGUAUAGAGGAUGGUCUAUUACAGACCUCUAUAGCACUCCCACCACCUACAGUCUUGGUAACCGAACCAGCUCCGACUGAAUCCGAUACGGUCACUACCCAUCUAAGCCAAGCAUAUGAUGAAGAUCCGUCUUAUCCUAUGAUUGAUCUUGAUGCAGCUCUAGGCCCUUUCAAUACACCUUCCAGUCGUGAUAUGCAAUGGGAAGAAGCACAGAAAGCUGGUGCGGCGCCAAAACGGCAGCUUCACAGCGCUGCUGGUUUGAGAGGCUUUAGUGGCCCAGGAAUGCAUUAUCAUCGUCGCACCGAGAGUGCUCCUGAAAUGGCUCCUUUCGAGAAUGCGCGGUUCGGUAUACACCGAUUUGGUAGCUCUUCUACUAUGGCUGAUGUAUUCGAAGAGGAUGAAGAAGACGAGGAGGAUUUGAGCACAAAUACUCCAUCGGAAACAUCUAGCUCUGAAGCCCAAGACGAUUCUUUUAAUGAAUCAGACUCAGCGUCAAUUAUUGACGACGAUGCCGCGUCGACACCCACCCAAGAACACGAACCCGGCAAAGACGGUCAACAGACCUUCCCCUCGGUUAAACGUAAAGGCAGUGGUUCAAGUUUGGAGAUGCAACGGCCAGGUUCUAAAAUGAAAACCGAGAAUUCCGCUAGUGGUCUUCACGAAGAGGUCAUCGCGGAAGAGCCAAAUUUCGUUAUUUCUGGACGUGAAUAUAAUUUCCCGGUUUCCUCGGACGCCUCUGAUUCCAACACACCAUCUCCCCGGAGGAUGUACAGCGAUGACGUUGACCCACUGGAGAUGAAUGCUGCUACACCAGCCCCCUCCACCGUGCCAACGACCCCAUAUUCCAUGAGCUAUUCACCGUCAUUCCCGUCGCCUCGCUCAUUGAUGUCAUAUGACGCACAUAGGAUUUCAACUACCCCAUCCAUAGCUGAUGAGAACAGUUACCAUUCACUAUUGAUGGGGGAGCCUGGCCCUGAAUUAGUACGAAUAUCAGUGGAGGUCCCAUCUUUGACGAGCAGCAACUCGACCAUGACCCGAGACAGCACAUUUAUGCCUGGCGUUCAGCCUAGAAAUAUGCCCUUCCAUGACCAACGACCGGCUUCGUUUACUUCCACGCCCUUUGGCCGUAGAAGAUCGAGCUUGAUUAGCCUCAGUCGUCUAAUUAGCAGCGCGCACGCAGAGCGAAGCAAGUUGAGCAUGGAGGUCUCUCUUGAUUCCGAACCGGAGAAAAAGUCUAAGGUCAGCAAAUCCAAGCGCCUCAGCCGGAUGAUGCAGUUUUGGAAACCAAAGGGAUCUACCGAAUCCUGACGGUUACUAUAAUAUUUCCCUCUAGUUAGAUCUUAUCGAUCGCUACGAUUCACACUUAGGCCGGGCGGUACCAGUGGAUAGAGGAAGGCCAAAAUAGCUUGCCUUCCGCUUCGACCAACUGCUGACGUAUCCGACGAAGUUUAUGUAUUCUUACGCAUUUCUCUCCUUGCCUCCUCGAAACAAAGUC
Hypoxylon fragiforme is the source of this 3711-nucleotide messenger RNA. RefSeq lists its product as uncharacterized. The coding region runs from base 594 to 3524 and encodes 976 amino acids. The record is from RefSeq and is a predicted model, not a curated record. NCBI's taxonomy places the organism in Eukaryota, Fungi, Ascomycota, Sordariomycetes, Xylariales, Hypoxylaceae. The transcript has a single exon.